Molecule: messenger RNA, 2301 nt
Organism: Dioszegia hungarica
Lineage: Eukaryota; Fungi; Basidiomycota; Tremellomycetes; Tremellales; Bulleribasidiaceae
Product: DNA replication licensing factor MCM7
Exons: 5
Coding region: 1-2301 (766 amino acids)
Biological process (GO): DNA strand elongation involved in DNA replication; DNA replication initiation; double-strand break repair via break-induced replication
Cellular component (GO): MCM complex; nucleus
Molecular function (GO): single-stranded DNA binding; single-stranded DNA helicase activity; ATP binding
Source: RefSeq, a predicted model, not a curated record
AUGGACAUGGGCGGAGAAGGCGAAGGGCGGAGCAAAGCAAAAUACAUGAAGCUGUUGCGGAGAGUUGCGAACAGGCAGACUACAGAAGUCGUGAUUGAUCUUUCUGACUUGAAGAAGUUCUCCGAAGACACCAGUCUCCUCCACAACAUUCUCAAAAACACCCGCCGAUAUGUCUCGCUCUUCUGCGAAGCUAUCGACGCGUUGAUGCCCGAGCCGGACGUCGAGCUUACCGACCACGCCGGGGACGUGCUGGACAUCAUCAUGCAGCAACGGCGAGAGAUGAAUGACCAGAUUGAGAAUGGGGAGCGGCCGGCUGAGGGUGGAAUGUUCCCGCCAGAGUUGAUGAGGCGAUAUAACGUCUACUUCCGCCCUCCUCGCUCGCAGGAAAACCUUGCCGUCCGAUACGUCCGGUCCACUCACCUCGGCAAGCUCAUCACCGUUCGCGGCAUCGUCACGCGGGUAUCCGAAGUCAAGCCCCUCCUCCUCGUCAACGCCUACACAUGCGACUCGUGCGGAAACGAAAUCUUCCAAGAGAUCGCCCAAAAAGCCUUCACACCGCUCGUCUCAUGCCCGUCCGACGUGUGCAAGCGGAAUCAGACAAACGGUCAGCUGCACAUGCAGACCCGGGCGUCUCGGUUCAAGCCAUUCCAGGAGGUCAAGAUCCAGGAGAUGGCGGACCAGGUACCUGUCGGUCAUAUCCCCCGAUCCAUGACGGUCCACCUGUACGGUACUCUCACUCGGACGGUCAACCCCGGAGACGUCGUCCACUUUUCCGGUAUCUUCCUCCCUACGCCCUAUACCGGUUUCCGCGCUAUCCGGGCGGGUCUGCUCCAGGAUACCUUCCUCGAAGCGACCCACGUCCAUCAGCUCAAGAAGCAGUAUUCGGCCAUGGAGAUGACGCCGGAAAUUGCCGAGCAGAUUGAAGAUCUCCAGCAAGACCCUAUUCUCUACUCUCGGCUGGCUGCUUCGAUUGCGCCGGAAAUCUAUGGGCACGAGGACGUCAAGAAGGCGUUGCUCCUGCUGCUGGUCGGAGGUGUGACCAAGACGGUCGGAGAUGGGAUGAAGAUCAGGGGAGAUAUCAAUAUCUGCCUGAUGGGUGAUCCGGGUGUGGCCAAGAGUCAGCUCUUGAAGUACAUCACCAAGGUGGCGCCGAGAGGGAUCUACACGACGGGUAGGGGAAGUAGUGGAGUGGGUCUGACGGCGGCGGUCAUGCGUGAUCCAGUCACGGACGAGAUGGUACUCGAGGGAGGAGCACUCGUCCUCGCCGAUAACGGUAUCUGCUGUAUCGACGAGUUCGACAAGAUGGACGAGUCGGACCGGACCGCCAUCCACGAAGUCAUGGAGCAACAGACCAUCUCCAUUUCCAAAGCCGGUAUCAGCACCACCCUCAAUGCCCGCGCGUCCAUCCUUGCCGCCGCCAACCCUCUUUACGGUCGAUACAACCCCAAAAUCUCUCCUGUUGAGAAUAUCAACCUUCCCGCCGCCCUCUUGUCACGUUUCGACGUGCUCUUCCUCAUCCUCGACACGCCCAACCGGGAGGACGACGAGCGUCUCGCUCAGCACAUCACCUAUGUGCACAUGCACAACACGCACCCCGAGCUCGACUUUGAUCCCAUCGAGGCGACCAUCAUGCGGCACUAUAUCGCCCAGUGCCGCAAGGUCCGGCCUAUCGUCCCGCCCGACAUGUCGGAGUAUAUCGUCAGCAGCUACGUCCAGAUGCGCAAGCAGCAAAAGCAGGACGAGGCGGAUGACAAGAAUUACAGCUACGUCUCGGCGCGUACGCUGCUCGCUGUCUUGCGUCUGUCGCAGGCGCUCGCGCGGCUUCGGAUGGAUACGACGGUCGGGCAGGGAGAUGUGGACGAGGCGCUGAGGUUGAUGGAGACGAGUAAGGCCAGUCUGUAUGAGCAUCAGGCGAGGGACAGGGAGGGCGGGGAUGGGACCGACACGAGCAAGAUCUUUAGGAUUGUCAAGGAGAUGGCAAGCUCUUCGGGCAAGGCGGAAGCGAGGGAGAAGGCCAAGAAGGGUGGAAGGGGCAAGAAGGCGCGUAAGAUUGGGAGGCGGGCAAGGGGGCGUGCGCCCGAGAGUAGCGAUGAGGACGAGGAGGAAGAGGGAGAGGAGGAGAAUGAGGACGAGGAGGAAGAGCUAGAGGAGCUGGCGAUGGUGGAUGUGAGGAGUCGGGUGUUGGCCAAGGGCUUCACGGAGACUCAAUUGAUGGAUACCAUUCUGGAGUACGAAAACAUGGGUGUCUUGAUGCGGACUGCGAACGCCACGAGAUUACGCUUUGUUGCUGCGGACGAGUAG